Phytophthora nicotianae INRA-310 is the source of this 1356-nucleotide messenger RNA. RefSeq lists its product as hypothetical. The record is from RefSeq and is a predicted model, not a curated record. Bases 1 to 1356 code for a protein of 451 amino acids. NCBI's taxonomy places the organism in Eukaryota, Oomycota, Peronosporomycetes, Peronosporales, Peronosporaceae. The transcript has a single exon.
AUGAGCGGUGGUGACAAGAUUGAGAAGACUGGUAUUCCAGCUUUCAACCUUGGCCACAAUACGCCACCGGACGGGAUACGUGUCCUGAAUAUUCACACCAUAGCUGAAACUACAGUGGAUGAGGUUGUUCAAGAAGCAGUCCAAGCAUUGACACAAGCCGUCGCUGGUGCAACGCAAUGGAUCACUGAUGCAGUGCGAGGCGAGCUUAUUUCUCAGGCGGUGAGUGCUAGUGGUGACAGUGGACUAGAAACGUUGAGUACUCAAGCUCUCAACCUCGGUGACAAUACACCACCCGAUAAUGUGCAGUUGUCGAGUAUUCACGCUGUAGCUAAAGCGACAGUUGACGAGAUCGUUCACGGAGUAGUGCAAGCAUUGACACAAGUUGAAACAUUGACAACGCAAUUGUUAGACCAAGAGCACGGUGAACUGAUCCAGCUUCCUGCUGAUAACCUGAUGCCAUCUCAAGUUGAAGAAACGAUACAACAAUUGGAUCGGACGCCAAGCGACACUAUCCACACUUUUGCGAAGGCCACAGUCGAUGCUGUGACAGACGAAGCGAUGAAAGAUAUCAUACAAGCUGUCGAAAGGGCCACCGAGUGGAUCUCUGAGGCUGUUGGAAAAGAGCUAGUCUCUGAUUGUCUUGACCCUAAAGAAGAUAUUGCACUCCACAACGCCACAGAUUGGAUCACUCAAGCUGUACGCAGUGAGCUAAUUGCCCAUGCUGUUGCUAAAGCUACACCAAGUGGUGACUCCAGUACUUCAGAGAUACAAGAAAUUGCUGAAACUUCAAAGGCUUCUUCUACCCUAGGAUGUGAAUCUAUCAUUGCCGAUCCACGCGAACUUGCAAAAUUAACUGCUGAUGAAGCAGUCACUAAAGCUUUGGAAAACGUCGCUCGAGCAAUGCUUGAUGCAAAUCAAUGUCCUACCGAAACGGUGAAUGGAGAACUGCACGCAAAUGCUGUAGUAGACAAUUCUCCGGAAGGUGAAACAGAUAUCGAUAUUGGAGACAACAAUUCUACCGAGGCCGAAGAAGCGCAACCUACGACUGAGGAGCCUGAUGCAUCAAGUCUCGUACCUGCUUUAAAAAUCCCUAACAUAGCAGGAGAAUCUUCAGAGGCUGCCUCCGAGAGUACCUUACCAGUAAUAAAGGAAAAUACGCUCCGUCAAGAGGCCCCACCUGACGAUGACGACGGAUAUGACGACUACACGCCUAUCAAUUCGCCCACAACGGAACAAGAACAGACGAAAACGCCAAUAGCAUCAACUCGAUCGCCAGAGCAGGACACGCAGGCUUUUCUACCAGUGAUUCUAUCUGGAAGAGCGACUCCACCCAAUACGAAGCCGACUCCAAGGUGA